AUGGCAACACAAACAGUGUUACCAAUAUUCUUCCUUAUCCUUAUAUCAUUUAUCUCACAUUCCGAAUCUUGUAAUGCAAUAGACAAAGAAGCAUUACUACAAUUCAAAACCAAAAUAAUCUCUGAUCCAUCGAAACUUUUGAAUUCUUGGACAUUUUCCUCUGAUUGUUGCAAUAAUUGGAAUGGUGUCACAUGUGAUUCCACCACAGGAAGGGUUGUUAGUUUAACUCUUUCUGGAACUGUCGACAACAUCGAUUUCCCUCUAGAUACAUAUUUAUCAGGAACAUUGUCACCUUAUCUUGGAAACUUAACAAAUCUCAAAGUUUUGAGCUUAAUAAAUUUGAAGGAAUUGAAUGGUCCAAUUCCUAAAGAGUUAAAUAAACUUUCCAAACUUGAGAAACUUUACCUUAAUGACAAUAAACUUUCUGGUAAUUUACCUUAUGAGAUUGGAUCUUUGAUUUCUCUCACAGAUUUUGGUUUAUCAAGAAACAAUUUUUCUGGUAGAAUUCCAUCUUCAAUUGGAAACUUGAAAUUUCUUACAAGUUUUGAUAUUCAUAAAAACAACUUUCGUGGUAGUAUUCCAACAAACAUUGGAAACCUUAAAAAUUUAAGGUAUUUAGAUUUGUCUGAUAACAAAAUUGGCGGGAAAAUUCCAGAAUCAAUUGGUGGACUUUCAAAUUUGGUUACAAUUGAUAUGAUGCAAAAUAGGUUUACAGGGAAUGUUCCCGUUUCUAUUGGUGGACUUAGUUCGUUGAACUUUUUGAGAAUAUCAGGAAAUUUGUUAAGUGGGGUUUUACCUUCUUCAAUUGGGAAUCUAAAGAACUUGAAAAGUUUGAAUCUUGGGAAUAAUAGGAUUAUUGGGAAUUUGCCUGAUUCAAUUGGGGGUUUGAGUAGUUUGGUUGAGUUGGUUGUUGCAAAUAACCAAUUUUCAGGGAAAAUUCCACCUAGUUUUGGUAAUUUGAAAAACUUGCAAAGUGUUGAGUUUUCGGGAAAUAGACUUAGAGGGAGAAUUCCUCUGAAUAUGGCUAAAAUGCCUUUAUCAGCUUUUCUGUCUAAUCGUAGAUUGUGUGGGUCACCACUUCCUCCUUGUAACCAUUUUUCAGUGUAUGUUUGA
Cicer arietinum (chickpea) is the source of this 1113-nucleotide messenger RNA. NCBI's taxonomy places the organism in Eukaryota, Viridiplantae, Streptophyta, Magnoliopsida, Fabales, Fabaceae. The record is from RefSeq and is a predicted model, not a curated record.